AUGGAGCUGGCUCUGCAAAACCACCCUAGGAGGAGACACACCUGCUUCAGCUGGUUGAGGGAACAACAGGUUUCCCUGGUGUUCGCCAAGCGGAUCUACUUUGGUCUGGGCAUCGUGGGUGGAGCGCGUACGCGCGGAGUGCGCUCUGUUCUACCAGCCAGAUCCAUCCUCCUGGAUGGCUGUAGUCACUCGGUAAGGAUUGUGUGGAGGAUGACCUGGAGUUCUUACUCCAGGAGGAGUUUCGAGUUUGACAGUCCAGGGCUGGACGGCAAACCAAUGGACGACGCCGCGCUUCAUGGCGGCAGGCAGCCUACCUAUGGGCCAGUGGACCGGCGUCAAGAAGCUGGCCUCCAUUUUGGAUCCAUGCCAUAUCGCUGGUUGAUGAACGGCAAGGGGGUCCGUUGGUGUAGUGCCAGAAUUCAUCGCACUCGAAGAGUUCUCAGCAAGUCAGGGUUAAAGUGUGAAAUGACAAACUUCAGGAAAGACCUGAGUGUAUUUGUGUGUACAGCGUACAGUGAUGAUCAUGCUCAGGAAAUCCAAGACUUUGUAGCAGAGGGAGGAGGCCUGCUGAUUGGUGGACAUGCCUGGUACUGGGCACAGACACACCCAGGGCAAAACCCAUUGACAGAUUUUGCAGGGAACAAGAUCCUGAACAAAAUGGGCUUGAGUCUGUUGGGGGCCACAGUCACAGGAGGUUUGUACAAGGCCCCGGUGCCCAGCCAGGCCAUCAAAGACACCUACCACUUCCGCCACCUGCUACACCGCUUUGCUGGUCAUGUAACCCAGGGGACAGAACUUAGCAAGCAUGAGGAGGAAUGCCUUAAAAAACUGGGCAAGGACUGUUCCACCUUCUUGCACAUGAAGGCUCACGACUGCUCCUCCUAUACACAAGUGGUGUCCACUCUCACCGACAUCUUGAAGAAGACGGGCAUGCCACAGGUGUGUGACAGCUGCCCUGUGAAGAGUCCCAAAGACCACCUACUCCUAAGUGUGGGGGCAGAGGUUUUAAAGGUUUGCCCAAAUCCUGAUGCUGCUCCUGCCCUAACCUCAUCAAGCAUAACCCCAAUGAUGCCAGUUGUCUACAACCAGAAAAUCAAGAUUAAUGCAAACACUGCAGGAGGGGAGGAGUGGGUCAGUACAGGUCUCUACCUCUCUCCUGGUAUGAAGACCUACAUGGCCAUACCAGCAGAGCUUGUCAACAAGGAAUGGAAGAUCCAGAUAGGCUGUCAGACAGACAGACUGAAUGCUGCAGAGUUGAAAAGAGCACCAUGUGUCCAUGAGCGAUUUCCUGUUACCACAGAGAUGGUGCAGGUGUGGAACCUGUGGGGGGGACUCAUCUACCUGGUAGCCCCACCCAAAACACAAGUGGAGGGUGCAGAGGUCAUAGUGCAGAUGGCUGUACCUGCACCAUAUUAUAAAACAGGUGUGACAACAGCCGCU
Messenger RNA from Morone saxatilis (striped sea-bass), 1440 nucleotides. RefSeq names its product TRPM8 channel-associated factor homolog. Lineage: Eukaryota; Metazoa; Chordata; Actinopteri; Moronidae. The record is from RefSeq and is a predicted model, not a curated record.